GUGCACUUUCGUGCCAGCAUUCCCCCUCCAUGUAUAUAUGCUCUAAGGAAUAGACCAAAGCAUUCAUAACAGGGAAGUAAAGCUGAUUAUGGUGAAAGGUCCAGAAUAGAAGGACUGUGUACCUAUUCGGAAGGAAGGAAGGAAAUAAAACUGAUUGUUGAUAGUUUAAAACAGAGUGAAAAAGUUGGAUUGUAUAUGUUAUCAAGAAUUUUAAUAUAGUUGUAACAACUUCUACAAUGAGUGAAAAUAAUAGUGAAUUUCCAAUAAAGAGGUACAGAAAGGAAGAGGAAGAAGAAAGUCCUUUAGAUACAGAUGAUGACUAUGUACCAUAUGUACCUGUUAAGCAUCGUAAGAAACAAUUGCUCACAAAGUUGGGUAAACUUGGACAAUUAAAAGAGGAAGGUACCAGUGCUCUUGGGAAGAGCAGUAGUGAGAAUGAGAAAGAUGAUGCUGAUAACGAUGAUGGACAAGUCUGGGGAAGGAAGUCUAAUAUCUCUCUUCUAGAUCAACACACUGAACUAAAAAAAUUGGCUGAAGCCAAAAAGGAAAGUGCUAUGGAAAAGCAGUUAAAAGAGGAAGAAAAAAUCUUGGAGAGUGUUGCUGAGAAUAAGGCUUUGAUGGGUGUAGCUGAAUUGGCAAAGGGCAUUCAGUACAAAGAUCCUAUCAAAACUAGUUGGUACCCACCAAGAGCAAUACUUCAUAUGGGAGAAAUAUGUCAUGAACGAGUACGAAGGAAACUUAGGAUACUUGUUGAAGGUGAUGAGGUACCACCACCUUUAAAGAGUUUUAAGGAAAUGAAGUUUCACAGAGGAAUCCUGUAUGGAUUGGAGCAGAAGGGAAUUAUCAAGCCGACUCCCAUUCAAGUCCAAGGAAUACCUACAGUAUUGUCUGGUCGUGACAUGAUUGGUAUAGCUUCUACGGGUAGUGGUAAAACAUUGGUGUUUGUUUUACCUAUUAUUGAGUUCUGCCUGGAACAAGAGCUGAAUAUGCCAUUUAUCAAAAAGGAAGGACCAUAUGGCUUGAUAAUAUGUCCUUCGAGAGAAUUGGCUAAGCAAACCUACGAUAUAAUUCGGCACUAUACCAACAGUUUACGACAAGUAGACUGUCCAGAAAUACGUAGCUGUUUGGCGAUCGGAGGUGUACCAGUUUCGGAAUCGUUAGCGAUAAUUAACAAAGGAGUACACAUAAUGGUAGCAACGCCAGGGCGACUGAUGGACAUGUUGCACAAGAAAAUGGUCACCUUGAGUGUGUGCCGUUAUCUUUGUAUGGACGAAGCGGAUCGUAUGAUCGAUAUGGGCUUUGAGGAAGAUGUGCGAACGAUAUUUUCUUUCUUUAGGGGUCAAAGGCAGACGCUAUUGUUUUCUGCUACCAUGCCAAAGAGAAUUCAGAAUUUCGCUCGUUCGGCUUUGGUGAAACCUGUGACUAUAAACGUCGGACGUGCUGGCGCUGCUUCGAUGAACGUGAUACAGGAAGUUGAGUAUGUUAAGCAAGAGGCUAAAAUAGUCUACCUCUUGGAAUGCCUUCAAAAGACCACGCCACCAGUAUUAAUAUUCGCGGAGAAGAAGCGCGACGUGGAUGCUAUCCACGAAUAUUUGCUCAUCAAAGGAGUGGAAGCUGUUGCGAUACAUGGAGGCAUAGAUCAGGAAGAGAGAUCACGUUCCGUCGAAGCAUUUCGCGGAGGUCGGAAGGACGUCCUGGUUGCUACAGAUGUUGCGUCCAAAGGUCUCGAUUUUGCUGAUGUGCAACACGUAAUUAAUUAUGAUAUGCCGGAUGAUGUGGAGAAUUACGUUCACAGGAUAGGACGUACUGGUCGUUCCGGACGUACCGGCAUCGCGACGACUUUCAUUAACAAGGCGAAUGACGAAUCAGUGUUGCUUGACCUCAAACAUCUGUUGAUGGAGGCGAAGCAGAAGGUGCCGCCGUUCUUGUUGGAACUUUGCUCGGAGAACGAAAAGUACCUCAAUCUGGGAGACGAGCGUGGUUGCAGUUAUUGCGGCGGUCUUGGUCACAGAAUCACAGAGUGCCCGAAGCUGGAAGCCGUGCAGAAUAAGCAAGCGUCAAAUAUCGGGCGUCGCGAUUAUCUGGCUAGCAAUGCGGCGGAUUACUAAAUGUUAAGAUAUUUUUUAGAUAAGUACGUAUUAAUUGUACAUAUGUAUAUAUAAAAAUCUAUUUGUACUUAUUAAAUCGUAUGCUACAGGAACAAAAUAUACAUGAUGAAAUAAGA
Messenger RNA from Odontomachus brunneus, 2224 nucleotides. RefSeq names its product ATP-dependent RNA helicase abstrakt (gene abs). NCBI's taxonomy places the organism in Eukaryota, Metazoa, Arthropoda, Insecta, Hymenoptera, Formicidae. Gene Ontology annotation, molecular function: RNA binding; ATP binding; RNA helicase activity. Bases 237 to 2108 code for a protein of 623 amino acids. Gene Ontology annotation, biological process: mRNA splicing, via spliceosome. The record is from RefSeq and is a predicted model, not a curated record. The transcript is spliced from 10 exons. Gene Ontology annotation, cellular component: spliceosomal complex.